GCCCACUUCCAGAGGACGAUGCUGGAGUGAAAACUUUGAGCUAGAAAACGCUCGCUCUUUAUAUCAUAAUUAGGUCAUUAGUGCAAUAACAACUGAGACAACACGGAAUAAUAUUUUUAUUAUGUUGUGAAACCAGUGCCAUCUACAGCACUUGUAACACUGAGUGUCGGGGCCUGAGGGGUGACGGCAUGGCGGAGGGUGAUGAAUGCGCGGGCGGGGAGUGGAAAGAGAAGUACAUGGCCCUCGAGGCCCUGCUCUUCAAGUUCCGUGGGCAGAUGAGUGUGAUCCGAGAGCUCACGGCAGAAAAGAUGCAGCAGUUGGAGAAGCAGGUGUUGGAAGCAGAGCGUCGGGCGUUUGAAGCCAACCAGCAGGUGCAAUGGAUGGAAGAGCGUCUAAAGGCUUCAGAUAUCCAGUCAAGUGAUUCAGAGCUGCAGCUUUUCAGGCGCUGUCAAAAUCUUCAAGCGGUACUGAAGGAGAAAGAUGAGCUUAUUGCUGCCCUAGACAAGCAGCUGGAGGAACAGAAACAGAACCGAAUCCAAGAUGCCAAGACCGUGGAAGAAAAAGCAGCUAAGAUCAAAGAAUGGGUCAUGCGAAAGCUGAAUGAAUUUGAUAUAGAGAAUGCCUCUCUGAGAGAGAUCAACCAACAACAGGAGGCUGAGAUACAAGACCUGAGAAGACAACUGCCAGUCAUGGAGCAGACUUUGGGUUCUGGUGGCCCAGUCCAGCCCAGCGUGGGUGAGGCCCGGCGGCUCAGCAGCCUGACUUUUGGCUGUUUCCAAAACAGAGGGAAGAUCCCACAGGUACUGACGGGCCCAGAACCGUCCCAGAAGAGCAUCGGCACCCUGCCGGAUCGUGACCACACGCACAUGGAUUGUAGGAGACCCUCUACUGAUUCUGGAAUAAAACAAAAUUGCCCAGAAACAGAGUGUGUUGGCCGUUGCUCUAAGGGGGGAUCUGAGGACGAGGGUGAGCAGGACAGUCCCGGACACAUGCUUUCUUGCGGUGUCUCCUCUGUCCUGUCCAGCGCUGCCUCCUCUAUCCUGUCCAGCGCUGCCUCUGAAGGGGAGAGGAGUCUGUUUGGAGGUUUGCAUUUCAGUCGACCCACAAGUGAGACAUACCACACCGCCUCUGAUGACAGCAGCUCAUUGUUUGAUGAUGACAUGCAGCGUGUGGAGUGCUCCAGACUUUGCCUUCCUGGAACCAAGAGUGCUUUAAAGAAAGACAGCGAGAAGACUGAAGAUGGAUCCUCAGAUGAGUUAAAUAAGCGCUUCCAGUCACAAUGUCUGGAUUCUUCGUCGUCCUCCAGUGACACAAACACCUCCAGCCCAGUUCUAACUCCAGCUCUCACACCAAAGCGGCCCACCCCAUCUCAGGACACCCAAGACACCCCAGCUUCCCCCAAACAGCCCCGAUUGCGCAAUCCAAAUGCAUUUAAUGUUAGUUUGGCAUUGGCCAAGAAGCAUAUGAGUCAGCCUCCAUUGUACAGUGAAGCCGCUCACGGGCGGACACGAAAUGCUAUCAGUAUGCUACGUCCUCUGCGGCCUCAAGAAACAGACAUGGACCAAGAUCAAAAGAUGGAGACCUGUGAAAGAGAACAUACUGAUGUGCCUUCAGCUGAAGUGCCACCUGAGGAACCCGAAACACCCGACGCCUCUGCAGCUGUCCCCGGGAGUAAACCCCCAACCCCUCCACUGCACAGGCUGCCCUCUUGGGAGAGCAGAAUAUAUGCUGUGGCAAAAUCAGGAAUUCGUCUGUCAGAGACGUCAUGUACAGAUUUAGCUAAUAAAGACUCCUCACACACAUCCUCAUGCCCUGCCUACAUGCUCUACACAUCCCUCAUCUACAGGAACACAAAUACACCCAUCUUCACCACAAUCAAAGGGAAGGCGACUUUGUUAAUCAACAGUCAGUUCUCUGACGAGUCGUCUAGUUCUGAGGAGGAGGACAGUUCAGAGGAGUGUCAGUCUAACUCUGGAGAGGAGGACAACUUGCAGACCUCUGGAUCAGAGUCACACAAGAGCAGCAGCCAAGGAAGCCCUCGCUCUCUUAAGAGAGCUGUGUCAUUGUCUUCUAUGACAUCUGAGAGCGACUACGCCAUACCCCCUGAUGCUUACUCCACUGAUACGGAGUGCUCUGAACCUGAAAACAAACUACCAAAGACCUGCUCCUCCAGCAGUGACAACGGCAAGAGUGAGUCUAUGGAGAAGUCUGGAUACCUUCUCAAGAUGGUAAAGACGUGGAAGAAAACAUGGAAGAGGCACUGGUUUGUUCUGAAGGACGGGGAGCUUCUCUACUACAAAUCACCAAGUGACGUAAUCCAUAAGCCCCAAGGCCAGAUUGAGCUGAAUGCGUGUAGCACUAUAGCACGUGGUGAUGGGAAACAGAUUCUUCAGGUGGUGACAGGUAAAAGUGUGUGUAAUCUGAAGGCAGAUUCUCCAAACCUCCUGGAGGAGUGGUUGAGGGUUCUGCAGAGUGUCCUGAGGAUCAAAGCUGCUAGUCCGCUCUUCACUCACCCAGAUGUACGGCCCAUUAUGAAAGGACACCUGGCGAAGGUGAAACAUGGCUACUCUAAGCAUGUGUGGUGUGCGCUUUUCGGAAAGACUCUCUACUACUUCAGAAGUCAAGAGGACAAGUUUCCCCUAGGUCAGAUCAAACUGUGGGAAGCUCGUGUGGAGGAAGUGAAUAAGUCAUGUGACCUAGCUGAAGUCUCUGCUCAAUAUACCCUCUCCAUUCAGUCAAUGAGCCAGGGCCCAACAUACCUGCUCAUCGACUCACCUCAUGAGAAGAUGGCCUGGUUUUACCAUCUGUCUGUGGCAGCGGGCACUGCAGUGGGGCAGGUGGGAACUGAGUUUGAGCAGCUGGUUGGUAAACUGCUUAACGUGCAGGGAGACCCAGGGUCUUCGCUCUGGAGACACCAAAUGCUGUGUUUCACGAAGGAAGGACUGUCUUCUCCACUCACCACCCUGCCUUCACAGGCUCUACAAACUGAAGCCAUCAAGCUCUUUAAGACAUGUCAGCUCUUCAUUAACGUGGAAAUUGACACUCCAGCCAUAGAUUAUCAUGUGUCUCUUGCUCAGUGUGCUCUACAAGUGUGUCUCACCCACCCAGAGCUGCAAAAUGAGAUCUACUGCCAGCUUAUCAAACAAACACAGAAGAGACAACCACACGGACCGCCUAAAACCCUGCAGGGAUGGCAGUUCCUGGCUCUGUGUGUCGGUCUUUUCCUGCCCACACAUCCCAUUCUUUGGUAUUUGCAGGUUCAUCUCAAAAGGCAUGGAGAUUCAAGGACAGAGGUGGGAAAGUACGCCAUUUAUUGCCAACGUUCCCUGGAGCGGACGCAGCAGAAAGGAGAUCGGCAAGCCCGAUCGUCACGUAUGGAGAUCUUGUCAAUCUUACUCAGGAACCCUUAUCACCACUCUUUGCCCUUCAGCGUGCCUGUACACUUCCUUAACAACACCUACCAGGUUGUUGGUUUUGAUGCUUCAACCACAGUGGAGGAAUUUCAGAGUCGGUUGAACCAGGACACGGGCAUGAGGAAAACUGGUCAGUCUGGUUUCAGCCUUUACUCUGACGACCCCACUGGCAAAGACCUUGAGCACUGUCUUCAGGGAAACCUGAAGAUCUGUGACAUUAUUGCAAAAUGGGAGCAGGCCUCGAAGGAGCAGCACACAGGCAAAUCAGAGAAUGCCAGGACGGUGAAACUCACUUAUAAGAACAGGUUGUACUUUUCCCAGCAGAUGAGAGGAGAGACCGAGAGGGAGCGGUUGCUUCUGGCAUACCAAACAAAUGAGGAAAUUACAGCGGGUCACUUCCCUGUCAACAAAGAGCUUGCUUUAGAGAUGGCCGCCCUGCUUGCUCAGGUGGAAUUUGGGGACUUUGAGCGCCCAUUUUCUAGUCCAGGUGGUUCAGGAGCUGCACAGACUAAGUCUAACCAGACCCUCAAACAGGUUCUAGAGCGUUUCUACCCAAAGCAUUACAGACACACCUGCACUGAGGAACAAAUGAGGCAGUUGCUGCAGAAACUCUCUACCCGAUGGGCAUCCCUGAGGGGUCGCAGUUCAUCAGAGUGCAUACGAAUCUACCUGACAGUGGCUCGGAAGUGGUCAUUUUUCGGAGCCAAGCUAUUCGAAGCUGAGCCUGUGACUUCAUCUCCACAGAAGAAUGUGCAUGUUUGGCUGGCAGUACAUGAAGAUGGAGUCAGCAUAUUGGAGUUUAACUCUAUAAAAGUCCUUGCAUCUUACCCUCAUAAAAGCAUUGUGACAUUUGGAUCAUGUGGUCAGGACUUUAUGCUGGUAGUAGCUCUGAGUUCUGGCACCAACACAUCCAAAGAUAAGUCUACAGAGAAGCAUUUAUUUGCUAUGACCCCAUCUAAGGUUCGAGACCUGACGCUGCUCAUAGCCAACUACAUUAACUGCACACAGCAACAAAAAGCAGCAGUGCACCACCUGUCAGCCCCAGCCCUGCUUCUGGCCCUGUCUGGAGAGAUGAAGAACAAGGAAUCAAGGAGCAAGUCUCCUCCAGCUGCCUGCAGACCCAGCAAAGCACCCACCCUCCUUUAAUAUAUCACUGGUGGAUCAUGUCAUAUGUCUCAGUCCACUCCUUUCAUUAGUAAGUUGUAAGCUAGUGCCAAAACCAUCUUUACAAUGUACUGAUUUACAUCAAAGGAAAUAUGGAAAUUAAAUAAGAGACAUAUCUCUUUUAAUCAUCUAAUAUUUAAUUAAUCUGUUAGAGAGAUGAGGGUGACAUGGUUCACAGUAGUCCUCAACAUAAAAAUGGGUGAGAUCUCAUGAACAUGUCCAAGUCAUGUUCCACUCCAAAAUAAUAAAAAAUAAAUAGUAAUUUGCAUGUGAAAGUUAAGCCUUUUUUGUAUUGUAACAUUAUUUUUAUGACAUUUUGCCCCAGAUUUUCAUUAACAUUUUUUCCUGAUAUUGAGAUUUUUAUAUAUAUAUAUAUAUAUAUAUAUAUAUAUAUAUAUAUAUAUAUAUAUAAGCUAUUUAAAACAAGAUAAUUUAAACUGUUUUCGUACAAUGUUGUUUUUUUAAUCCAAUCCGAUCUUGAAUCAGUAAUGCAACUUUGCGUGGAAAUGUGCAUAAUUUUCAUGAAAAAAAAAUGUCAAAGAAGCAAACAAGCUUUUUACCUCCUUGUACAAAAUUUUAAAAUGACUUUGGGAUGAAAUAUAGCCAGAACUGUUCUUUGACAAGUUUCAUGAGAUUCACCUAAGUGGACUUUUGUCAUGCCAACAUGGUAUUCUAAUACUUCUACAUCUGUAUAUGAAAUUCAGUGUGAAAAGACCAUUUUCUACUUUUCAGGCUCUAGCAACAAUCUCAUUUCAAAGGAAUAUAUAAACCCAGAACACUAACUAAAACAUUUCCUUACACGCAAAUGUAUAUGUAGGCUAUACAUUGUUCAGAGAUAUGUUGGCUUGCUGGAGUUUACUCAAACGAAACUGGAAGUAAAUUUUGAUUGCAGAAUGAGUAAUACUACAGUUAUGUAUCCUGCCACUCUGAAUCUCACCUUAUUUUUGCAUGUUUAAGCUUACACCGAGAGAAUGUAAGGAUUACGAUACAACAGGAAGUGUACAGAAGACGUGUGGUUUCUGGUGAAGGAAGCCAGCAUGAAGUCAUAGGAUGACUGCGGUAUUUUAGAGAGUAUGUACCGGUUUACUUAACAAGGGGCUUGAGAUUCAUAAAGAGAUUCAAUGCAGGAAAUACAAACUAGAAGGUUCAACAAGACCCAUACCUAAAAAUACCACAAAGCCAAAGAAAAUUAUAUAUAGCCGAAUAAAUAUAAAUAAAUAUAAGCCAAAGCAUUUCAUCAUUGAACAAGGGACACUUUGAUAGAUAAUGUCAUGGUAAAUUGUAUUUAUUUAUUUCUAAAGUGUAUUUUCUAUAAAUAUUAUCUAUUAUGCUAUUUUAAAUAAAUGUCCUUACUCAAAAACUAAAAUUGGAUCUGUUUUUAAAAUAGAAAUUCAUCAUAAGUUAUAUUAAUACACUACCAUUCAAAAGUUUGGGGGUCAGUAUCUUAUGAAAGAAGUCUCUGCUCUGCCACAUUUUUUGAUCAAAGUAAACAGUAAUAAUGUGUAAUAUUACAAUUUAAAAUGAAUAUUUGAUUUAUUUUAUGAAAUAUAUUUUAAAAAGUAAUUUAUCCCUGUGAUGGCAAACUGAAUUUUCAGCAUCAUUACUCCAGUCUUCAGUGUCACAUGAUCCUUCAGAAAUCAUUCUAAUAUGCUGAUUUGGUGCUUAAGAAACAUUUCUUAUUAUUUUCAAUGCUAAAACAGUUGUGCUUCUUUUUUUGUUGAAACCAUUACACAUUUUUUCAGGAUUCUUUAAUGAAUAGAAAGUUUAAAAGAAAAGCUUUUAUUUGUGACAUAUCUUUACUGUCACUUUUGAUCAAUUUAAUGUGUUCUUUCUGUAUAAAAGUAUUAAAUUCUUUAAAAAACAAAAUCUUACCGACCCUAAACAUGAAUGGUAGCAUUCCUACUGUAUAUAAUGCAUAUACUGCUCAGGAAUACAAGUCAGCUACAGUUAAGUAAUCUAAAAUGUUUUUUGUACAGGACAUGAAUGAUUGUUUGGCUUCUCUUCAUCAGUAUUCUGGUUAUAAAAACUUGCUUUGUAUAAUUCCAAA
Molecule: messenger RNA, 6624 nt
Organism: Ctenopharyngodon idella (grass carp)
Lineage: Eukaryota; Metazoa; Chordata; Actinopteri; Cypriniformes; Xenocyprididae
Gene: plekhh2
Product: pleckstrin homology domain containing, family H (with MyTH4 domain) member 2
Exons: 30
Coding region: 189-4559 (1456 amino acids)
Biological process (GO): negative regulation of actin filament depolymerization
Cellular component (GO): cytoplasm; cytoskeleton
Molecular function (GO): actin binding
Source: RefSeq, a predicted model, not a curated record